This is a messenger RNA of Saccostrea echinata, 1035 nucleotides long. Its product is annotated as programmed cell death protein 5-like. The transcript has 5 exons. The record is from RefSeq and is a predicted model, not a curated record. Lineage: Eukaryota; Metazoa; Mollusca; Bivalvia; Ostreida; Ostreidae. Gene Ontology annotation, molecular function: DNA binding. The coding region runs from base 18 to 398 and encodes 126 amino acids. Gene Ontology annotation, cellular component: cytosol; nucleus.
AUAUUUUUCACAGAAACAUGGCGGACGAAGAGUUAGAGGCACUGAGGGCCCAAAGAAUGGCCCAACUACAGUCCCAAUAUGGGGGAGGAGCUGGUCGACAAGGCCAGGAAGAACAAGAGGAGAAGGCCAGACAGAUGCAGGACAUGAAGAAUUCUAUCCUGAGCCAAGUUUUAGACCAACAAGCCAGAGCUAGAUUAAAUACAAUAGCAGUAGCUAAGCCAGAAAAAGCUCAAAUGGUGGAAAAUAUGCUCUGUCAAAUGGCACAGACAGGACAAAUUCAAAAUAAGAUUGGUGAACAACAACUGAAAAGUUUGUUAGAAAGAGUUUCAGAACAGACAGCCAAGAAAACCACUGUGAAGUUUAAACGGAGAGGACUGGAUGAUUCAGAUGAAGACUAGAGUGAGAGAUUUGGUGUGUCAUCAAAUGCUAGUUCUGAAUGACUUCUUGUGACUUGUGUGCUUAGAAAUAUAUAUAUAUUUUAUGCUUAUAAUUCAGCAGUGUGUAAUACUGCACUGUGUAGAAACCUGAACUUAGUGUAAGAGGAAGUGUCCUGCUGGCUUUGAGGUUAAAGAAAGUGCCCCACUGACAUAAAGGAAGGAGGAAAUGUUAUGUAGACUUUAGAGGAAAUAUUCUUCUGACUUUGAAGUCAGGGAAAAUGUCCAACAGGCUUUGAUGUUGGAAGAAAUGUCCUGCAGGCCUUGAAGUUGGAGGAAAUAUCUUAUAGGUUUUGAAGCUGGAGGAAAUUUCCUACAAUCUUUGAGUUUGGAGGAAAUGUCCUAAAGGCUUUGAGGUUGGAGAAAAUGUCUUACAGGGUUUGAGGUUGGAGAAAAUGUCUUACAAAAAUUAUUGGCCGAGGAAAUAUUCUAUAGCUUUUGAGUUUAUAGGAAAUGUUCCACUUGCUUUAUUAUAUCUUUACAUGUCCAUAUUAAAGUCUGGAAGAAUGAAACCUCAGCCAAUCUUACAGUGUCAGUUAUUACAUGUUGUUAAACCCAAUGAAUCUGAUCCAGUUCCAUUAAAUUAUUUAUUAUCUUUCAA